AUGAGAUUUUUUUCAAGGAGAAUGCUGAAGACUCUGACUUCAAUGUGUAUUUUGAUAUUGGUUGUCGUGACCGUUGCAUUCUACAUAAUAUCCUCGAACGAAAAUUAUUCUCAAGCGGUCAAGGAUGCUGCAAAGUCUCAAUAUGACACUCUGAGGGAUAGCUACAAUAGCUUAACAGGUAACACUGGAAACCCCACGAAAUUGCCUGAGCAUGAAUCUGAGGUGGACGAAAUAUUGGAAAGACUACAUGAGCCUCUCUAUGCCAAAGACUCUUUUGACGUAAAUGAUGUCCUUGCUGAAAAUAUUCAAUUUUACGAUGAGAUUUUAUCCCAAGAAAUUUCAGAGCCCAAAGUAGACAAUUUGGUACGCAGCGGGGAUCCACUUUCGGGCAAGGCAAAAGGCACGAUUCUAAGUUUGGUGAGAAACAUAGAUUUGGAGGACAUCAUAUCAUCCGUUCGACAGUUGGAGGAAGAGUAUAAUAAGAACUUUGGCUACCCCUAUACAUUCUUGAACGAUGAGGAAUUUACGGACGAAUUCAAAGACGCAAUUAAAAGAAUAUUGCCUAAGGACCGUCUAGUUGAAUUUGGUACCAUUGAUCCUGGUAAAUGGAAUAUUCCGGAUAGCAUUGACAAGGAUAAAUAUCAUGAGAAGAGCGCUGAAAUGGCAAAGGAAGGCAUUCACGGCGCUGAAGCGGUAUCCUAUCAUAAUAUGUGCCGUUUCUAUUCCAAAGAAUAUUACCACCAUCCCCUGCUAUCUAAGUAUAAAUAUGUGUGGAGAUUAGAACCAAAAGUUAGUUUCUACUGCAAAAUUGAAUACGAUGUUUUCCAAUUCAUGAGCAUGAACGAUAAGAUUUACGGGUACGUCUUGAAUGUUUAUGAAAGCCCAAAAACUAUCAAAACGCUAUGGACCUCUACUAUGGAUUUUGUCAAAGAACAUCCAAACUACUUAAACGUUAAUGGGGCUUUCGGAUGGCUAAAGGACAACUCUCAAAACCCGCAGAAUUAUGAAGAUACUCAAGGGUACUCUACUUGCCAUUUCUGGACUAAUUUUGAAAUAGUCGAUCUAGACUUUUUAAGAUCAGAACCUUAUGAACAAUACAUGCAAUAUCUUGAAGAGAAAGGGGGAUUUUAUUAUGAGAGAUGGGGUGACGCCCCUGUAAGAAGUUUGGCACUUGCCUUGUUUGCGGACAAGUCGCGCAUUCAUUGGUUUAGGGAUAUAGGUUACUACCACAUUCCUUACACAAACUGUCCAACCUGUCCAAAAGAUUCGGAUAGAUGUAACGGGGACUGUGUACCGGGGAGAUUCAGUAUUUGGAGUACUUUAAACGACCAGAAUUGUCAGGCAAUAUGGAUCAAACACUCUAUGACAGAUGAGCAGUUGGAUAUGUAUUGA
Saccharomyces eubayanus is the source of this 1392-nucleotide messenger RNA. It is a transcript of the gene KTR4, whose product is annotated as putative mannosyltransferase. Gene Ontology annotation, cellular component: membrane; Golgi apparatus. The record is from RefSeq and is a predicted model, not a curated record. The transcript has a single exon. Gene Ontology annotation, molecular function: alpha-1,2-mannosyltransferase activity. Gene Ontology annotation, biological process: protein N-linked glycosylation; protein O-linked glycosylation; cell wall mannoprotein biosynthetic process. Lineage: Eukaryota; Fungi; Ascomycota; Saccharomycetes; Saccharomycetales; Saccharomycetaceae. Bases 1 to 1392 code for a protein of 463 amino acids.